Molecule: messenger RNA, 1536 nt
Organism: Caenorhabditis briggsae
Lineage: Eukaryota; Metazoa; Nematoda; Chromadorea; Rhabditida; Rhabditidae
Exons: 7
Coding region: 1-1536 (511 amino acids)
Source: RefSeq, a predicted model, not a curated record
AUGCGUCCCUCAUCUGCAUCUACUCCUUUAUCAUCUUCAGCAUUGAACUAUCUUGAAUCUCUCGAGAGGAACUCCAAAGCGUUGCGUGGCAACAAUAAUAAUCGAGCGGCGAAGGAUGAAACCAGUUUCAGCAGCAAAACAAAUUCCUCAUCUGGAAAAAGAAGAGAGUCUCUUUCGGAUAUUAUUAGUCAAGUUCGUCGGCAAUCGUCAUUAUCAAGAACAGAUUCUGAAGAUUAUGACUUUUUGAAUGAAUCCUUAAAGUCUUCAGUGUUUGAUGAAAGUGAUUCUAGUGAGGCUGAAAGUAAGGAGAGCCCUGAACAACCGGAAGAAAAACGAAUCCUGCCAUUAGGAACACCAGGUGUGCAAGUCGGUCGAAAAAGUCUGAAAGACAUCCGAGCUCUGCGUAACUCAAUUGAUCAAUCUCUGGUCAAAACUCCCGAACUCAAAACUCUCCGAAACAAGGCUGCAGUGGAUGAGGGGAAAAAACUAACGCACUUCGAAAGCAUUCAAGAAGAAGAAUUAUCCGAGGAGAUCCCAAAAACUAAAAUGCUCGCCAAGAGUCCGUUCAAAAAGGCAAUUCAAAGUGGAAGUGACAGUUCAGAUGGAGAUUCAAUUGUUUUUGAUGAAGUCUUCGAAGAGGUUCUUCCGUCUCCUCCAAGGAAGCCUCCAGUGAGAGCACAACCAGCUCCAGAAUCUAAAGUUCAGAAGACGAAAAAAGAGGAAUUAAAAAGGAGAGUGAAGACACCAGCAUCAUCCGAAUCUUCAACUUCGCCAUCCUCUUCUUCUGAAACGGAAUCUAGCACCGAUUCUAGCUCUUCAUCAUCAUCAGAAUCUUCCACUUCUAAAUUAAGUUCCAAGUAUGGAUCAGACUUUGAAUCAGUGAAGUCUUCUUCUUCUUCUUCCUCCUCAACGUCGUCUGAAGCUUCAACACCAAAAGCAUCACCAGAGAAGAAGCUAUCUACGGAAAAACCGCGGAAAUCAAAAGAAAAACCAAAAGAAGAUAGAAAGGAAUCUUCUCCAAGUCCUUUUGAAGAUGCCAUACCAAAACUCAACUCGUCGUCUGAAUCUUCUAAAUCGACAGUCAGAGAAACCAAUCGAACGUUUGAAGAGACAUUAAAUGUAGAUAACAAAAAAGAAGAUGAGAAGAGAAAGAAGUCCAAGGAAAGAAUUAUUGAAAGAAGGAAUUAUUUGGAGAAGGGGAUAAUUGAAAGAUUGAAGUCUCGAAGUUCCUCAUCUUCGUCUUCCUCGAAUGUUGGUGAAACUGAAAGAGAAAUUGAAAUUUCAAAAAGAAGAGAUAGACGAUUCAGAAGUCGAAGAAGAAACUCUGAAGAACCCCACACAUGCCAAACCAAUGUUCACAAUAUGGUUGAAUCCGUUAUAGACACUCAUGUUCAAAUGUUGGACGACUUCAAUCGAAUGGAGUAUGCAGCAGUUUGUGAAUGGACUCGAGUGCUUCGACAGUUCGAUCGACACGAUGGACCCACAUCACAACGUCUUCGAGAAAUCGUGGAACGUCGGCUGAACAGAAAAUAUUGA